GCAGUGGGUGUAUUACACAUUAUCUACAUGCUGUGGCGGUUUCCUCUUAUGCAAGUUAUUCCUCUUAAAAAAUAUACUUCUUAAAACUACUAAUUCGAAAGCGCGACAUUCAAAUUGGUCUAAGAUACACGCGCGUAAGAACAAACACGUUUGAAGCCGCCAAUAACCGGAAAUGCGCGACUCAAAUUUGGCUUGGAAUGAACGGUAAAUAGGAGUAAACCGGCCGCAUCAGUAUAAACAACAACAGAAACGUCACGUCUCGUGGACGCGCUCCGACCACGCGACAGAGAUUGACAAGAUGGCGAACAUUUUAGAAACAGUGGAGUAACAGCCGUGAAGGAGAUCCUCGGAACCACGACCAUGUCCUGGGACGUCGCCGUUUCUCUGCUCACCGCGCUAAUAUGAAGCUGGCUUGAAACCGACCCGCGCGCUCUCCGCCUCGCACACAAGACCCGCGGUCAGCGGCCGACCGACGCAGGCCGCCCGGCCGCCCGGCGGUCCCGUGUGAUGGACAGGUGUAAGCAUGUGGGGCGGCUGCGCCUGGCCCCGGACCACUCCAUCCUCAACCCCCAGAAGUGGCAUUGCGUGGACUGCAACACCACCGAGUCCGUCUGGGCCUGCCUGGGCUGCGCGCACGUGGCAUGCGGCCGCUACAUCGAGGAGCACGCGCUUCAGCACUUCCAGCAGCAGCGCCACCCGCUGGCGAUGGAGGUCAACGAGCUCUACGUUUUCUGCUACCUGUGCGACGACUACGUUUUGAACGACAACGCUACCGGAGACCUCAAGCUACUCCGCAGCACGCUCAGCGCAAUCCAGAGCCAGCGCUACGAGGUCACCACCCGCAGCGGGCGCACCCUCCGCUCGGCGAGCGCCGCGCCCGACGCCCUCAUGCCGUGCGGCGCCAGCGAGCUGCAGCUGAGGGACGAGGACCGCAUGUUCACCGCCCUCUGGCACCGCCGCAGGGCCCUCAUCGGACGCAUCUUCCGCCUUUGGUUCGGCCUGACCGAGUGCGGGAAGAGGAGGGAGGAAGAAGAGAGGAGGCGGGAGCAGGAGGAGGAACAGAAACGGGAGGCCAGGGAGAGGAGGCGCGCCUUGAAGCGGCAGCUGCAGGAGGAACUGGAGAAGGCGCCUCUCAGGAAGAGCCGGCGCCUGCGGAGGAAAAGCCAGCGAGUCGUGGACGCGGCGACCGCUCCGGCUGUCCAGAAGGACCGCAAAAAGACGAAAACUCAAGUGGCCUUGUCUCAAACGCGCAGGCCGCGGACUCGAAGCCCGGCCGCCGGCGCUCCUAAGAAGGCCAGACGGACAAAAAAGCCCCAGCCCAGUCCCAGAUCCCAGAGGCGAUCCUCCAGCACCAAAUCUAAACCCAAAACUCCAGCGACCGCCGCUCGCUCCGCCCCGGCCCGCCGCAAGCACAGCGCCAAGCAGGACGGCUCGCCCUUCAAGCGGCGGCCCACGGUCACUCCGGGCGUGACGGGCCUGAGGAACUUAGGCAACACCUGCUACAUGAACUCCAUCCUGCAGGUGCUGAGCCACCUGCACGUCUUCAGGGAGUGCUUCCUGCGUCUGGACCUGACCCAGGCGCUGGAGCUGCUGGCCUCCGCCGUCCACGGCCAGCUGACGGUGAAGACCACGUCUCAGUUCCCCCUGUCCCAGAGGAAGGGCCCGCAGUCGAGCUCGGGCUCCAGCACGGGGCUGAGCGGCGGGGCGUCGCGGGGCCGCAGCAUGGAGCUGAUCCAGCCCAAAGAGCCCAGCUCCAAGCACAUCUCCCUCUGCCACGAGCUGCACACCUUGUUCCAGGUCAUGUGGUCCGGCAAGUGGGCGCUGGUCUCGCCGUUCGCCAUGCUGCACUCGGUGUGGCAGCUCAUCCCGGCGUUCAGGGGCUACGCUCAGCAGGACGCCCAGGAGUUCCUGUGCGAGCUGCUGGACAAGGUGCAGCAGGAGCUGGAGAGCACCGGCACGCACACCACCGCCGCCGGCGUGCCGCAGAAACGGCUCAUCAAGCAGGUCCUGAGCGUGGUCAACACCAUCUUCCACGGCCAGCUCCUCAGCCAGGUGACGUGUUUGGCCUGCAGCCAUCGCUCCAACACGGUGGAGCCGUUCUGGGACCUGUCCCUGGAGUUCCCCGAGCGUUACCACAGCAACAGCAGAGAGUCGGCCGCCCAGGUCUCCUGCCACUUGACGGAGAUGCUGGCCAAGUUCACAGAGACGGAAGCCCUGGAGGGGAACAUCUACGCCUGCGACCAGUGCAACGCAGCAGCCAGACGACGGACGUUCUCCAAAGCCGUCAUCCUGACCGAAGCGCAGAAGCAGCUGAUGGUCUACAAACUGCCUCAGGUCCUCAGGCUCCACCUCAAACGCUUCAGGUGGUCCGGGCGGAACCACCGGGAGAAGAUCGGAGUCCACGUCAGCUUCGACCAGCUCCUGAACAUGGAGCCCUACUGCUGCAGGGAAUCCUCGCCUAAAGGCGUGGCCUGCUCCAACGCCAGCAGCCCCAGCCCCGCGGGGUCGCCGUGCCCAAAGCACUUCCUGUACGAGCUCUCUGCUGUGGUGAUGCAUCAUGGGAAGGGCUUUGGGUCGGGCCACUACACUGCCUACUGCUACAACACAGAGGGAGGCUUCUGGGUUCACUGUAACGACUCUAAACUGAAUGUGUGCUCAGCGGACGAGGUCUGCCGGGCUCAGGCCUACAUCCUAUUCUACACACAGCGAGUAACUCAGGACAAAGACCGGCCACUAUAGAACCAGGACCCCCAAACCUUCACCUCAGCGAGACGAUCUCAGCAAAACACCAUCCGUAGCUCCUCUUCUCCAGUAUUUCUUCUAAAACCUGGCAUCAUGGGACUUUUUGGUCUAUUUUUCUAUGUUAGGGAAAAAGAAAAGAGGAAAGACUCUUUCUUUUUGAAAAAAAUCUGGUUCUGCUUUGUGAACUUGUUGUAUAUGGUGUUUAUACGUGUAGGUAUUUGAAAAGAAAAUGUUGUGAUUUUUUUUUUUUUUUUUUUAAAUGUACAUUUGUAUUUUAUAAAGAAGAGAGUAUCAGCCAAGGUUUGUCUCCGUAGCGGCCGGCCGGCAGGGAGCGCUUCGUCUGCCAGCUCCGUUGAUCGUAAAAUGUUUCUCAGUCACUUUAGAUCGUUGAACUGGAUGUAGGUUAACAAGUCACUCGCUCAAGAUGAGACCCGGGGUCCCGUUUGGGUCCUUUUUCCUGCCAGAAAUGCACUAGUUUCUACAGUUUUUGGACAAAUAACGGUUGUUUUAAAGGAAGAAAAUGAAAAAAAAUAAACAUCCAGGACAGGAAAUUUGGGUUUUGCUCUGAAGUGGUCCUGGCUCUGAAGCAGAAUCCCAGCCAAAGUCUAGGAGGAAAAAAAAUUUAAGUACAUUCUUAGAACCGUUUGAGAUGAAGAAAACUUUCCGAAAGGGAAAACCUUCAGCAUGGUGCUGCCACCUUUCUGCUCCAGAAUGUAUCUGCUUUAAGAGUCUGAACUACCCCCAGCCAGACAUUAAUAGAAAAAGUGUCCUUUUGUCGUCAAAUCCUAGGUUAUUUUUAUAGGUCUUAUAAAAUUCAGCAAAAGUGGAAUCUGCGGCAGAGCGUUCCACAGAAACCAGCAUUUAGGCUAUGAAUGUAUUUUUAUACGAUCUCCAGAAGCGACCGUCAACUGUUAAAUUUUCACACGAGCCCCUCCUUCAACACCAGCAGCUGUUUAAGGUUUCACUGUUUGAAUUUGGCUCCCCUAUUUUUUUUUUUUUUUUGUUGUUCAUUAGAGAAUCACAGCACACUUCACGUUUUAUGUUUAAAAAAGGUUUCACCGUCUGAUCUUUGUUGUUUUCUUCGGUUACUACUCCGUGGUGCGUUUUUUUUUGUUUUUAAGAAUGUUUGUAAAUUUUAUGGAAGCUAUGCAAAUUGUUACCUCAAUUUUUAUUUCUAGAAAAAAUUACCUCAAUAAAUGAGAUUAUUUUUUUCAUUUUUCUA
Fundulus heteroclitus (mummichog) is the source of this 3964-nucleotide messenger RNA. It is a transcript of the gene usp44, whose product is annotated as ubiquitin specific peptidase 44. NCBI's taxonomy places the organism in Eukaryota, Metazoa, Chordata, Actinopteri, Cyprinodontiformes, Fundulidae. The transcript has 6 exons. Gene Ontology annotation, biological process: protein deubiquitination. Gene Ontology annotation, cellular component: cytoplasm. Bases 508 to 2739 code for a protein of 743 amino acids. The record is from RefSeq and is a predicted model, not a curated record. Gene Ontology annotation, molecular function: cysteine-type deubiquitinase activity; zinc ion binding.